CAGACUGGAGAAGCGAGUCAAGCAAAUCAAGCGUGUGGUGAGCGAGUGUGGUCAGAGCCCGUCGCGUUGAGCAUAAAAAAAUGUCAUUCAAGUCUACAGGAGUGGUAAACCCACCAAGCAGAAUCAAAGAGGAGUCGGAUGACGACAAUUUUCACGAGGAGAGAGAGAUUUCUUCUACACCACGCAGAAUCAAAGAGGAGUCUGAUGACGACAAUUUUUACGAGGAGAGAGAGAUUUCUUCUACACCACCCAGAAUCAAAGAGGAGUCUGAUGACGACAAUUUUUACGAGGAGAGAGAGAUUUCUUCUACACCACGCAGAAUCAAAGAGGAGUCUGAUGACGACAAUUUUUACGAGGAGAGAGAGAUUUCUUCUACACCACCAAUCAAAGAGGAGUCUGAUGACAACGGUUUUUACGAGGAGAGAGAGAUUUCUUCUACACCACGGAUGCCUGCUGAGGUGACAUACGUGGUAGAGAACACGUGGUCGGAACGUGGUCGGAGUGGUGUACGUCGGAGGCACAACAGUGGCACCAGUGACGGCGCUGCUCGUUUCAGGAGCCGCUCACCAUGCAAGUCAACAACAAAAGUUACUGGUGCAUGGAAAACAGAGGCAGACCCUGAUGUUGCCCCUGAACCACCAAGGUUUGCUCCAAAACGAAGCCCCGGAGUUCAGCCCCCUCUCAAUAUUGGUAAUCCAUCCCCAAUUGAAAUUUUCACCCAUUUUUUUGAUGUCGAAGUCCUCAAGGUCCUGUGCAAACACACAAACAUGAAAGCUGAAAGAAAUCUGGAGAAAGGAAAGAAAUUUGUCUGGACAGAAAUAAGCCCCCAGGAGAUGAAGAAGUACCUGGGAAUGCUGUUGUACAUGGCUGUGCUGCACUUGCCCAAGGUGAGAGAUUUCUGGAGAAAGGACUCCAUCUUUCAUUUGGCAUUUCCUGCCACUGUCAUGCCAAGAGACCGCUUCCUGGCCAUUUAUUCAAAUCUUCACAUGAGCAAUCCGUCCGAAGAUGCAGAAAAUGACAGGAAAAUUGGCACAAAGGACUACGAUCCCCUCCACAGGGUCAGACCUCUCUACGACAUGCUCAGAACCCAGUGCAUGACCGUCUAUCAUCCAAGGCAGCACAUUGCAGUUGAUGAGAGGAUGGUUGCCACCAAGGCCAGGCUGUCGAUCAAGCAGUACAUGAAGGCAAAGCCUACGAAGUGGGGGCUGAAGUUUUUUGUUGUAGCGGAUGUCAACGGCUACACGAUCGACUACCGCCUCUACACAGGCAAGAGCAAGUUUGCAUCUGGGAAGGGGCUGCCAUUUGAUGUUGUGACAUCACUGGUGAACAAAGACUUCCUGGGCUCCGGAUACAUCGUCUACUGCGACAACUACUACACAAGCCCAGAGCUCUUCAGACACCUCAGCCGACAGGGAUUUGGUGCUUGUGGAACCUACCGUCAGGGACACGUUGGUGUUCCAUCCCCUGAGGAGAAUGCUGUGGAUAAAAGGUCACCCCGGGGAACAAUUCGUUGGAUCAGGGAUGGUGACCUGCUCUUUGUCAAGUGGAUAGACACAAGAGAGGUCUCCAUAUGCACCAACGUUCACCCAGUCUACACUGGCGAAAGCGUGCUGCGCUGGCAAAAGACAGCUGACAGAGGAAAUGAGAGGGUCACCAUCCCCAGACCAACUGCCAUCACAGAGUACAAUAAGUACAUGGGUGGGGUGGACACGUCUGACCAGAUGCUGUGGACAAACUCAGUGCACCGCAAGACCCGGCGGUGGACCAUGACUGUGUUCCAGCACCUCCUCGAUGUCGCCAUCACCAACAGCUACAUUAUUCACAAGGAGAUACGUAAGAGCCAGCAGCGGGGAUACAUGACACGCCAGACCUUCCAGGAGCAGCUGUGUGCCCAGCUCCUGGGGGUGCCACUGAAUGCCAGGCCAGUGAGGACCCCCAGCCAAGGCCAUUUCCCUGUCCCUGUCAGUGACGGCCAGGGACAUGACAGGUCACAGAGAGCGAGCAUGGGGAGACAGCGAUGCACUCUGUGCAAAAGGAGCACUCCCUGGAGAUGUGGGAAGUGUGGCGUGGGCCUCUGCCUACAGCUUGACAGGAACUGCUUCAGGAUGUACCACCUCAACGACUGAAAAAUGCCUGGUAGUUCUUUAGAAAAACAGGGACUCCAAAAAAACAAGGUUCUCAAGGUUAAAAAAAAAAUGUUUUUGUUUGAGUUCAGAUUUCAAAUUAAAUGUUUUAAAUCAUGUGUACAUAUGGAAUUACAUUUUAUUAUUUAGUAAAAAACACUAAAAUCAAAAUCCGUUUUUGUUCCCUUUAAGCUGUUAUUACACCCUCAAAACAUUUCAGUAAUGUUACAUCACUGGCAGAUGUUUAAAGCUACAGUAAUCCUGAAAAAAAAGAGAACAUUCCCAGAAGACAUUGUAUGACAGUUUUACAGCCAAAACAACACAAUACAUACAGGCGGUCUGUGUGAGACUCAGGCCUUAAACGCCUUCCUUGGUCAUGAGGAAAAAUGUAGAAACAACCGAAAUCAAGCAGUGUUUCAGCAGCAACAACAGCAAACCUGCUACAACAGUGAAGGUAAACAGCACAAACAGUAAAUUUAGAAUAAGGAAGGAUUCAGAAAAACUGAGUAAACAAAGAAACGAAUAAAUAUGGGAAUGAAUGAAUGAAAAAACGAUAGAAAUGAAUCAAUA
Molecule: messenger RNA, 2693 nt
Organism: Myripristis murdjan (pinecone soldierfish)
Lineage: Eukaryota; Metazoa; Chordata; Actinopteri; Holocentriformes; Holocentridae
Product: piggyBac transposable element-derived protein 4-like
Exons: 9
Coding region: 81-2126 (681 amino acids)
Source: RefSeq, a predicted model, not a curated record